Olea europaea var. sylvestris is the source of this 1334-nucleotide messenger RNA. RefSeq names its product histone-lysine N-methyltransferase ATXR6-like. Lineage: Eukaryota; Viridiplantae; Streptophyta; Magnoliopsida; Lamiales; Oleaceae. The transcript is spliced from 6 exons. Bases 99 to 1157 code for a protein of 352 amino acids. Gene Ontology annotation, molecular function: protein binding. The record is from RefSeq and is a predicted model, not a curated record.
UUGCGGUGUUCUUUCACCUUCUCUCUACAUAGAUAUACAUAUUUAUUACACACAAGUAAGCACACUGUCUGAUUCAGGACUCCCAUUUCCCAUUAACAAUGGUUUCAACGAUGGCCUUAAGGAAAAGAACCCUAGCUCCGAAGCCGAUAUCUGAGGAGCCCAAAUCCAAAAAGAGAUCCGAAUCAAAGAAAGAGGAAGAUUACUGCGAUGCGUGCUGUGAGAAUUGCGGGUCUGGUAACCGGGCUUCGGAGCUUCUGCUUUGCGAUAAAUGUGACCGUGGGUUUCACCUUUUUUGCCUAAGACCCAUUCUUGUCGCUGUGCCCAAAGGUUCCUGGUUUUGCCCCUCUUGUUCCAAAGAUUACAAACCUACCGGCUUCCCUCUAGUACAAACCAAAAUUGUUGAUUUUUUCCGCAUUAAGAGGUCUUCAUCAUCGGCAGAAAAGCUCAAUCCAGAUAGCCAAAAGAAACGUAGGCGAAAUUCUGGCUUGGUGAUGUCAAAAAAGAGUAGGAAGUUGUUGCCAUACAAUCCCAGUGAAGAUUAUAUCAGAAGGUUGGAACAAAUGGCAUCACUUGCUACAGUGUUAACAGCAACUGAGACACAGUUUGUUAACAAGCUCACUUAUGUCCCUGGGAUGGCCCCGAGGUCAGCUAAUUGUGCUUCACUUGAGAGAGAAGGAAUGCAGGUUUUAUCAAAAGAAGAUGCAGAAACCUUGCGUCUGUGCAAGAAUAUGAUGGAACGAGGAGAAUGGCCGCCGCUCAUGGUUGUAUUUGAUCCCCUAGAAGGAUUCACUGUGGAAGCAGAUAAAUAUAUAAGAGAUUUAACGAUAAUUACAGAAUAUGUUGGAGAUGUUGAUUACCUAAGGAAUCGUGAAAAUGAUGAUGGAGACAGCAUGAUGACUCUCCUCUCUGCUGCUGAUCCUUCAAAAAGUCUAGUCAUCUGCCCAGAUAAACGCAGUAAUAUUGCUCGCUUCAUUAAUGGCAUCAACAAUCAUACAUCGGAUGGGAAAAAGAAGCAGAACGUAAAAUGUGUGAGAUUCAAUGUCAAUGGUGAGUGUCGUGUGCUGUUGAUAGCAAGCAGAGACAUUCGAAAGGGAGAGAGAUUGUAUUACGACUACAAUGGGUAUGAGAACGAAUAUCCAACCGAGCAUUUUGUCUGAUCACAUAGGAUUCCAUCUCAAGUUGAAUUAACAAAAAAUUUUGAGACCUGCUAACAUGCAAAUCUAUUUUUGAUCACACCCAUCUAAUUUAGUAGAAAAACUGAAAGUCUCUUGGACCACGUUUAAUUUUGUCAUCAAGUAACGAAUGAACUUUCAUCGAGUUUAAUAACUAUGUCU